Molecule: messenger RNA, 2699 nt
Organism: Pomacea canaliculata
Lineage: Eukaryota; Metazoa; Mollusca; Gastropoda; Architaenioglossa; Ampullariidae
Product: serpin-Z1C-like
Exons: 2
Coding region: 294-2021 (575 amino acids)
Molecular function (GO): serine-type endopeptidase inhibitor activity
Source: RefSeq, a predicted model, not a curated record
GGACAUAAACACGCAUGUGCAUAGCGACGGGCAGUAAUUCACACUUUCCUUCGCCAACACAUCGCCGAUGACAGGGCCCACCGAUUGCAUCUGAAGUAUGAGCCCACUUUUCACAAGUGAGGGCUUCCGGCUCCAAUAACGACCUCGGUGUGCCGAGAGUUCUGACAGAAGCCAGAGUGUCGCGCACUUUUGCCAGAAUCCGCAACAAACACGUGGUUUGUGAGCGAGACUGCGCGUGAGGUCGACUGCCAGCUGUGACCCCCAUCUCUUGUUGGGGGAGCCUGCGGGCCUCCAUGGGACCAAGACUUUAUCUUUCUUCAAAUUUCCGACCCGAGAUGGCGGCGGUUUCUUCGCGCUCUGUGGCUUUCUCCUUUGCUUUUUUAUACGUUUGGAUGUUGCUGCCAACAAGUCAGGUGCACGGUAAGAUACCUCUGUACCUUAUCCGGCUGCGAGAACUACUUCAACGUCAAAGAGCCUUCGAGCAAGUCCAGAACACACGCCUGAAGACCCUGGAGGAAGCCUCGACAUCCUUCGCCAGCCAACUGUUUCCUCUCCAGCUUUCCGCCGAUAACCAUAGCAACGUGAUUUUGUCUCCUCUGGGCGCCUUUGCUUCCAUGGCCAUGACCCUGUCAGGUUCAGACGGAAUGACGAAAAUGGAAGUACGCCAACUCUUGCGCAUGCCUAAUAUCACGGGUGUGCACACGACGAUCCAGCAUGCCUUCCGAACGUUUCACAACGAUGACACCAGUAUUGGCAACGACCCCGCCGCGGACGACGACGGCUUUGCUAGCGACGCCACCAGCGAGGACUUUCCUGAAGACAUGGACAGGGAGUACGCCAAGAUCGUUGAGAUCGCGAAAAAUGACCUCGCUGUUGAUAAAAGCAUCAGUUACACCACCGGCAGCAGCAACAUCAUGUCUGGGAUCGGUAUUUCGCUCGCGACCGUCGGUAGCAGCAGCGACGUCGACAACAAGCGACAACUCUCCGAAGAUGACGUCAGACCUCGCGUGACCGCGCGCUUCGCCAACGGCCUGUUCCACAGCGAUGACGUGGCGAUGACUCAGUUGUUUUCCAACCGUCUGGCGGAGCUGUAUGGAGCGCCCCCGAUGGCCAUGGAGCCCUCUGACCCCGCCUCCUCCGUCAACCUUUGGGUGGACGCCACCACGCUUGGCACCGUGCCCCAGAUGCUGGAUGCGCCCCUUGACCCCGGAAACUCAUCUCUCUUCUUGGUCAGCGCCGUCUUCUUUCACGGCGCCUGGCAGGACGAGUUUGACGCCCGCAAGACAGUGCCGGUGGACUUCAGCACGGACGUCGGAGACACGGUCCGCAUCGAUACCAUGCACCGUAUCGGCAACUACUCCGUCAAGACGCCUGAAGACAUCGGAAGCAAAAUUCUGGAGCUGCCAUACGCCGGGGGCAACUACAGUCUCUUUGUCUUCCUUCCGCUGCCCGGCCAUGACUUGUCCCAGCUGGCCGAGCGCCUGAGGUCGGCGGACAUUCCUAUCCUACUCCGCGAUAUGCCGCCUCCGACCUUGACCCUUGUCCUGCUGCCCAAGUUUAGGGUCAGCCAGAGGCAAUCACUGAAAUUAUCCAUGGAGACCCUUGGAGCAAGACGUCUGUUCAAGCCCUGGCAGGCGCAGCUUCAGAGGAUGACGGGAGAGGAAAAAAGCAGGUUGCACGUGCAAGACGUCAUCCAGUAUGCCGCUCUGCACGUGGACGAAGGAGGAAGCCUCUUACGGAAUGGUGAUGCUCCCCGCGACACGUCAUCACACUCGUCGACCCUAGACAGCACCCCGACAACACCUUUCGACGUCAGCGAUGAAGAGCAGUACCCUGAGAUAGACGAUGAUGAUUAUUCUGACUAUGAAGAUGAUGAAAUUGAGGAAGACUACGACACAGAAGAUGGAGUAGAUGGAGACAUUAAUGACUUCAUCGUAGAUAGGCCGUUCCUUUUUGUGCUGCUGGACAAACGAUUUCAGCUUGUGCUGCUCAUGGGUCGGGUAGCGACACCGAUUCCUUGAACUCACGAAGCAGUGCGGUGUCCGCUGAAGGUCUGCGCUACAUGAGUGCGAGUCCAGUAAACACAACUUCACCUGCAGAUGGGAACUACGACGGUUGCGCUCCACCCGACGAGAACCAUCGCCACCUAAAGUGAGUUUGAUAAACACGAUUCAUCUCUCUCAGAGCCAUCUUCGAUUCUGUGUUCCAUGAAAGAAAGACAUUCCUGAAUCAACUAGUGUCUUCAUGUCAUGUCGGCAUCUGUGGUUAAAGAAAUUUUUAUGCAUUUAUUUCGACCUCUCAAGCAGUCCCAUCAAUGUCCUGUUUUCAUACAGCGCCUAGAGUAACGACAACGAAAGAACGAGGAUUGGUGAAGAAGAGAACAAAGUAAUAUAUUACUUAUACGGGGUGAUAUCCUCAACUUUAAACUCAGCCUCGCGCCGCUGACAGUGUAAUGAAUGCUGCCAUUUCCUCAGCUGCACUACAGGCUGCGAGGCGUGCAGGUGAUGGCGAAGGGAACUGAAGAGAACACGUGUUAGUCACGAUGGAGGCUGUCCUCAGUUUGUAGUAGAUGACCCACGGCGAUGGGAGGACGAUAGGAAAUAUGUUGAUUCUCCCGUGACAGUGUUUCUUGGGCCUUACAGUGUGCGACUAUCUUGUGUGUGUGUAUGAGAGAGAUAUAACGAAGAAAAGAAGAAAAA